Messenger RNA from Phymastichus coffea, 3754 nucleotides. Its product is annotated as protein tramtrack, beta isoform-like. Lineage: Eukaryota; Metazoa; Arthropoda; Insecta; Hymenoptera; Eulophidae. Bases 127 to 1638 code for a protein of 503 amino acids. Gene Ontology annotation, molecular function: protein binding; DNA binding. The transcript is spliced from 4 exons. Gene Ontology annotation, biological process: regulation of transcription by RNA polymerase II. Gene Ontology annotation, cellular component: nucleus. The record is from RefSeq and is a predicted model, not a curated record.
AUGACCGUUGGUCGCUGGUAUUAGACAAAAUUUUUGAAUAUAUUUUAUUAUUCUCUCAUUAUUUAACCAGUAAAGAUUGAAGUUUUUGCGAAGAUAGCUUAUCAUAGUUGGAUUUAGGGACAAAAAAUGGAUCCAGCCACUUCUAGCAGCAACAUGACGAACUCAUCGCAGCACUACUGUCUACGCUGGAACAAUCACAUGACCAACUUCACAACGGCAAUCGCUCAGUUGUUGAAAAGCGAGGCGUUUACCGAUGUUACUAUCGCCGUCGACGAGGGCAACACCAUCAAGUGCCACAAAAUGAUCUUGGCCGCGUGCUCCUCCUACUUCCAGGACCUCUUCAUGAAGAACCCCUGCGAGCACCCCAUCGUCAUACUGAGCGACGUCAAGUACAGCGAGAUUCAAGCGAUACUCGACUACAUGUACCGGGGCGAGGUUAACGUGGCCCAGGAUCAGCUCACCGGUCUGCUCAAGGUUGCCAACUUUUUGAAGGUCAAAGGCUUGGUCGAGGAAAGCGAGCCGACCUGCAAGACAGAGGCGCCCGAGGGAUUGUACUCGCCGCUGUCCGAGCUUGCACAGGCGUCCGCGGCAGUAGCAGCGGGCCAAGCCGGUAGCAACCUCCGCAGCGGCUACACCUCGCCGCUUCCGCAGGUCGCGACGCCCUACAGCAUACCCUUCAUAAAGUCCCCCGGCAACGUAGCGCUGUGGCCGGGCCUGGCCGGACUGCAUCAGGUGCCCCAGCAUCCGAUCUCCGGCCAUCAGCCCCCGCCGCGCGGCUCCUCCUUGCUCGGCACUACCUACGAGAGCAGCAACGACGUGCCGCCGCUCAGCCGCAAGAAGCUGUCCAGCUACAUGGCCACUCGCGACACCCCGAUCCUCAGGAACGUCCUCGGCGGCCAGAGCGAAGGCUUGCCGGAUCGACCGGACACCUUCAGCAGCCACAGCAAUAGCUCGCUUCCCGAUAACGAGAGGAGGAACAGCUCCGACCGGCUGGACCCCCCGACGGCCGACGAAGACGACAAGCCGACGUCUCCUCCCAAGCUCAAAGAACCGAAGCCAGAGUGGAAGCGCUACAAGCAGUACACCGUGCAGCACAUACUCGACGCCAUGUCGGCGGUUAGCAACGACGAGAUGAGCGCGCUGCAGGCGUCCACCAAGUUUGGCAUCCCGUCGCGCACGCUCUACGACAAGUUGAAGAAGGCGGGCAUACUGCCGAAGCGAAUCACGCGUGCGCGGCGCGAGUCGAUGCCCGCGAGCAGCGCUCGGUUUCCCUACUCGAGUAGCUUGAACGGAAGCGUGUACGGGCCCGGGACGACCAGCGCCGCCGGCGGCUCUGCCAACAACGCGUCCGAGACCGAGAGCGACCCCGGCACCGGCUACGCCUCGGAGGCCCAUCAGGCAACGGGCGCGGUCACGCCGGGCUCGUUGGCCCGGACGCCCUCGAGCCGCGCCAGUCUCGACGAGAUGGACGCGCCGACCGGCAACGUCGCGGCCACGCCGAACAGCAACGUGGAUGGCGCAGAGGACUUGUCGGUCGGCAGUCGUCGAUCCAGCGGUCAGAGCAUGAUCCUGCCGUCCGUGGCCGCACUCGAGAUCAAGCAAGAGGACGAGCCGAGCAUGCAGCAAGACCAGUCGUAACGAGUUCCAUCGUAGUUCAACAACUUCAACGCCAGCACUAGAUGUAGUCGUGGUUGCUGCCGUGGUAGGUAGAACCGGGGAACGAGCGCAACCUCUCAAAUCUUGCGCAUCCAAGUUUGACGACCAACUCAAUGAUCGGAUUUCAGAUUGCCCCUUGCCAAGUUUCUCCGUCCCUCUCUCCUCCCUCCCUCCACUCUCUCGCUCUUUCCUCACUGGCUCUCAAUUGGAAAAAGCCUUCUGCUGUGCACGCCGUGCGAGCGCGAAGAGAAUGGGCGAGAGAAACUCGAGACCCGCGAUCUACCUAUUGUCGUUGUAAUUGCGAUCGAGCGAGACUGUGUGUCCUCUAUCUAUCUCCGUACCGCUUCUUGACAAUCGAUUUAACCCAUCACCUAUCGGCGACGUCGACGAUUAGCGUCGACGACGCCGUGGCUGCGGAGAGGCAAAUAAUUAACACCGGCCUAGACUAAGACACACGCUGCGACAGUGAUCGAGAGACUGAGCCUUCUAUCGAUGAUCAUCGUGUUGCCAAGAACUCGUUUCGAUUCUUAUUCUUUUUUUUCUGAAAACUUUUAGAGUUUAUAUUUAUUUGUUUGAGUUUUUAUACGAGAAAAGUCUUGCAAAAAGUUUUAAAACUUCGAUUAUAAUUGAUUGUUUGUUUGUUUGUUUGUUUGUUUUUUUUUUCUUUUUUUUUUCUUUUUUUGACCCCUCUGAACGCGUGAUAUCGAAUGAUACUCUUUUUAUUAUAUUAUCAAAUGUUUCAACUUUUUUUUAAUUUUUUUUAAUUUUUUCUUUAUUUUUUUAUUCAUUUUUUUUUUACGGAACGAGUACCCCGACACAUGUCGUAGGUGGCGAACUUAUUAUAUACAUCAAGUUUAUUAUUAUUAUUUUUGAUUUUCCAAUUUUAUUGUGAUUCGAGGUUUUAAUUUCUGUUCUUUUUGGGCGGUCUUUGCGUGAUAGAGGCUCAAUUUGAAAUAUUUAUGUCUAAAGGGCGCACAAAAUAGUAUCGUUUUGCUUUUAUUUUUGCACUUGGGUGAUACAAUAAUGCAAUUUUCAACAUCAAUUGUACUUGAGGAUUUCGCAAAUCAAUCGUCAGACGAAUAUAUACGAGAUAUCACAUAAUUAAAGCGUUGAAAGGUCGAAAUGUCCCCGCGAAGUCUAAAUUUAUAAAUGUUUAAUUCAUAAAUGUUCAAGCUACACUGCUGAAAAAGACUUUCGCCCGUCGACUUUGAUUGUUUCAACGUUUCAUCUCGUAGCAUUUGAUAUCUUGCUCGCGAUCGUUUGCGCAAAUCUGUAAAUGAAAAGAAAUUAUUUUCUAAGGUUAAAAUCAUUCUAUUUUUUUAGUUUAUAGGUGUCGCCGCCAGCAGGCACUAAACAGUACAAAUUAUGUAGGAAAGUUUCUGUAUAGAAAUAUCGGAACAAGCUAAUCAUUUUAAUAAAUGUUUCCACACGACGUUAUGACAUUACAUUUGACGUUGUGGAAAAAUUUAAUUCUUGACGCAUGAGUAAACAUAUUAUAUGUAACAACUUUUCGUAUUAUUAUUUCUCCAAUUAUUAUUAGUAUUAAUCAUAAGCAUACUAUAUUAGCAUUAAGAAUAGUUUCAAUAUGAAGGCUUUUUGAAUUAUCGAAUGUUAAUUUGUUAUAGUGAUAAUAAUAUGCCACACAUCCUGAUAUAUAGAUACGUGCCGAUCGAAACAUAUAAAACGCGGCUCUGGGAAAUAGAUGCAAUAAUGCCAGAACGAUCGCAAAGAAAGAAAAAAAAAGAUAGGCAAAAGGAAAGUUAUGUGAAUUAAUAUUAAUAAGAUAAUGCUAUGCAACAACGAAACUACCUCUAACAGUGUGAAUCGCUGAAAUUAGCAAACCUUGGUUACCAUUUAUUUCAGUAAGACUGACUGACAGGACCUCAAUAAUAUAAGAAAUAGCUAUAGAUAGUCGACGAGACCACUUACUGUUAAGCAAACAUAUUUCGUGUUUGUUAUUUAUAGGACUUUAUUAGUUUAGAACUUAAGUAACUUUUUGAUGGCUGGCUUAGGAUCAUUAGAAUUUUAAUUAAAAUAGAUUGUACUGCGAUAGAUGCUGAAGACCUUAAUAUUAUAUUCAGAUUUAUUAUAUAUACUU